Phodopus roborovskii (desert hamster) is the source of this 1764-nucleotide messenger RNA. RefSeq names its product malate dehydrogenase 1B (gene Mdh1b). Lineage: Eukaryota; Metazoa; Chordata; Mammalia; Rodentia; Cricetidae. Gene Ontology annotation, molecular function: L-malate dehydrogenase (NAD+) activity. Gene Ontology annotation, biological process: oxaloacetate metabolic process; tricarboxylic acid cycle; malate metabolic process. The record is from RefSeq and is a predicted model, not a curated record. The transcript has 12 exons. Bases 58 to 1764 code for a protein of 568 amino acids.
CACGGUUGCCAGGAAACCGCGACGCCUUGGUCCCAGUCUCUAGAUCGUGCAUAGAUCAUGGCCAAAUUCGUGAUCGCGGGUAAAGCAAACUGCCCAUAUUAUGCUAAGGCUGAACUCCUGGCAGACUAUUUACAGAAGAAUCUUCCUGAUUUUCAGAUUUUUAAAAUCACACAGCAUCCUGAUGUGUGGGAGGAGUGGCUGGAAGAUGUUUGUGAAAAGAACAAGUGGGAUCACAACACCUCCCCCAUUAUCUGGAGAGAGCUGCUAGAUCGUGGAGGCAAGGGCUUGCUUUUGGGAGGGUACAAUGAGUUCCUGGAGCAUGCCCAGCUUUACUAUGGUGUCACUUCCAGCAUGACAACGGACCUGAUGAUGGUCGUUGCUAAAGAGAACCUGCAGGCACUUGAAGAAGAAGUGCUGGAGAAAGAAGUCCUGAAAGACCUCAUCAACCCUCUGCAGGUCUGGGUUGCCAGUGCAAGUGCCAAUUCUUGCUACCACCUCAUCCCCCUCUUGAUAAGUGGAGAAGUGUUUGGGAUGCACACGGAUAUCAGCCUGACCCUGUUUGACAGGGAGCAGAAGGAAAACUCCCUGAAAAGCUUAGUGUUGGAAGUUGAGGACUUGGCAUCACCCAUCCUCCACAGUGUCUCCUUCUGCACUAAGACGGAGGGCGCCUUCCUUCGGGCCCAAGUCAUCAUCAUCCUGGAUGACAGCACAGACGAGGAGGUGUACACCCUGGAGAGCUGUCUGAGAAGCAGAGUGCCACUGUGUCGCCUCUACGGUUCCCUAAUAGAGAAAAAUGCCCACGAGUCUGUCAAGGUCAUCGUGGGAGGGAAAACCUUUGUGAAUCUUAAAACAGCCUUGCUUAUGCAAUAUGCCCCUAACAUGGCACACAACAUCAUUGCAGUGGCGCUGGGGGUAGAAGGCCAAGCCAAAGCAACAGUGGCCAGAAAGAUGAAAACAACCUCGUCCAGCAUCAAAGAUGUGAUAAUUUGGGGCAACAUCAGUGGAAAUAACUACGUUGAUCUCAGGAAAGCAAAAGUUUACAACUAUGAGAGUGCUAUUUGGGGACCUCCUGGAUAUUAUCACUCUGUGUUAAGCCUGAUUUUUGACAGUCAGUGGAUAAAAAAAGAUUUUGUGAGGACACUUCAAAACUUAAGCAACACUGGAAAGGAGUUUGGAGGUAUUUUGGCUGCACACAGCAUAGCCACCACUCUGAAGUACUGGUAUCAUGGCUCACCACCUGGGGAGAUUGUUUCCUUGGGGAUAAUGAGUGAAGGCCAAUUUGGUAUUCCUGAAGGAGUCGUCUUUUCUAUGCCUGUGAAAUUUGAGAAUGGAACUUGGGUGGUUCUUACAGACCUCGAAGACAUUUCGCUGAGUGCACAGAUAAUAAAGAGACUCACAGAUGAUCUGAUUCAGGAGAAACUUGUUGCAUUUGGAGACGUAUUAACUUUCCAGCCCGUUCAAGAAGAACAUGAAGAGAGAAUACAGCCCCAUAAAGACCUCAAUGAAGAAAAAGAUGAAGCCGCGUCGGACGAGAUGGUUACAUCUUUCCAUGUUUUCUUCACUUUGCAGACUCCGAGGGAAAAAAUGAGUAUCAGCAGUAAUUUCUGCCAGAUCAAAUGUAAAGGAAUUGAAACUGUGAAUAAGCUGUUGGCUGCCCCUCAUCCAUCAUCCUUCCGCUGUGAAGCCUUCCGCAGAAAACACGGCUUCAUUUCUAGUUACAAGGACUGUCUUGCCAUCUGUCCCAUCAUCCCAGGAAAUCAAUGA